CCGGCGCAUGUGACAAAUAAAAUGUGAUUUGUUGACAUAGUUGGAUCCUUCAUUUUUUUUUACACUAACGUUACACAAUAGAACAUGUAAUAACAGUCAGCCCUUGAAUGCCAGCUAACGUUAACUUGCAGAGUUGAAACAAGCUAGCUAGCUAACAUGACCUAGCAGGGAUCGAAAGCUAGCUAGUUAACGUUACCCUUUCAAAGCUGUGGUCUGGUUAGCCUGCUAGUUUGUAGCCAAUGCCAGGAAUCAAGCUAGUUAGCUUUCGUAGCGACGAAUUUAACCAAUUUGGCUAGCUAACAUCGGGAAUAUGGGGUAACGUUAGUUGCAGCGUGGUGAGGGUGAAAAUCUGCAUAGGUAGCUAGUUGUAGCAACAUGACUUUCUACAAUUUCUAGUUAGCAAUUUUGACAUCAGUAAUACUCUGGAGAAAGUGGAAACAAAAUUCGAGCAAGCCCAACCCCGAUUGACUUCAACGGCUUUAGAUACGGCUGUUUUUUCUCUCGAAUUCGAACAGACAUACGCUACAUUUUUGGUUUGCGAAAAGGACAUACGCCUUAGACCGGAUAUAGAAUUGCACAAAACCAGAUGUCCCAACCCGGAAACGAGAGAAAGGCCAACGAAGAAAGGGGCGGAGAAUGCACGUUUACAUGCACCACGUCAAAUACGUCUAAUUUCAUUGGAAACAUGUCGGCAGCUGAGAAAAUGACCAAGGAGUUUUCUGAGAAUGAUGCAUCGGAAACCGUACCUAAAGUGAAAGACUCAAGCCAGCCAGAUGAAGGUGAUGCAAAUACUGCCACAGCAGUGGUUACGAAGGACACCGAGCCGAUGGGUGGAAUGCUGUCACAGUCGCUGUUCCAGGAGAUUCAGGGUGAUGGUUCGAAAAACGGGGAGGAGAGCGAACGACUAUCAACAACAUCCUCUUCUGUGUCCAGCAGAAACCUUGCAGGACAUGCAGCGAAGACCCUUCCAUCCACAUCCUCUUCACUCUCCUCCACCACCACUUCCUCUCCACCUGGCAGAGCAAAGAUGAGUGUUUUUGGUCCUGGAAGUAAAGCUCUCCCGCCCCAUCCCUCAUCCUCCUCUCCCCAUCCCUCAUCCUCCUCUCCCCAUCCCUCAUCCUCGUCUCCCCAGACAGCAAAGAUACACCGUGCUCGCAAGACCAUGAACAGACCUCCCCCAACACAGGUGAGGUGCAUUGAGUCUCCAAUCGUGCCAGUCAACCCCACAGACCCCACGACCAGCUUCACGACAGACAGUGAUACUGCGGCAGCAAAAAGGAGAAGGUUGGGCCAAGGUUUUGACUGUACACCUGAGAAGGCAGAGAGCGCUAUAGGCACAGAGCAGAAGGAAGAUCGUGUACUCCGCGAGGCUGCGAGACGGCGUGAUAGUUGGCUGGAGGAUUUGGAGGAGGAUGCAGAUGAGGACGAGUUCCUUCUCUAUAACCCCUAUGCAAGAGACGACACGGAUGCAGCCUAUUCCGACAGCAAGGAACUCUUGAAAAAUAUGCUCUACCAGGUGUCUGAAGAUGGUAGAAUAGAGCAAAGGCUACAUGAAAGAGAUGCAGAGGAGUCUGGUAACAUGACAGAUCAUAGCUCUGAGUCGGACCCACAGAGGCAGGGCCAGAGGAACAAAGUGAGCAGCGAUUCGCCAUGGACUCGCCCAGGGCGGGGAAAGGGGAGAGAGAGAGUCGAAGGAGUAGAGGCAGGAAGAGUGUCGGCAGCAUCUGCUCUAGGUGGGUCCCGCGAGUACACAGAGGUUGCCUUGGGCUCCCUGGACAUUGCGGCUGCAGACAGCCUAACACGCUCACCUCACCACGAAGGCAGUGAUGGUGGGGAGACAGAGCGUCUGGAGGAGCUGCCUCUGUGCAGCUGCAGGAUGGAAGCACCACGCGUAGACGGCACCAGCAGACGGCCCAACAGACUCUGCAUGGCCACAGAGAGCGUCAAUGGAGAGCUGGUGGGCUGUACCAAUAUCAUUCUGAAGGGGGAGACCAUGCGCCCGUCCAGUCGGGUUUCCCUCAUGGUGCUGUGCGAGAGCCAUCGGUCACAUAUGGUCAAACAUCACUGCUGCCCUGGAUGUGGAUACUUCUGUAUCACGGGCACCUUCCUAGAGUGCUGUCCGGACCAGCGCAUCGCCCACCGCUUCCACCGGGGCUGUGUGACAGUGCUGGGCGCUGGGAGGGGUAGGGGCAUGGGCACGGGCAUGCUCUUCUGCCCCCACUGUGGCGAGGAUGCCUCGGAGGCCCAAGAGGUCACCAUCCCCCCCUCAGCAUCUGCGGUCACUGUGGUCACCACCUCCGCCUCCUCCACCACCACACCGUCCCUCCCACCCUCCAUUCCCUCGGCCCUCUCCCUGGCGGCCUCCACGGGGACGCUGAAGAACGGGAAGAGGCCAGAAGGCCCUAUCAGUGCGAGGAUGCGUGGGGUGGUAAAGAAGGACCCGGAGCAGCAGCCCCCCCAAGCCGCUGUGGCAGCCGGGCCUGUCAACGCAGCUCCCCCAGGGGAGGGGGGAGUGGACAGUGUGGGACCCUCCCUCUGUCUGCCCAAUGGGAAGCCAAUCUGUCCCAGUGCACUUCCCCCUGGGCCCAGUAGGGCAGCGCUGCAGAAGGCUAUUCUCACCCAGGACACUGAGAGGAGGAAGAAGCUGAGGUUCCACCCCCGCCAGCUCUAUCCAGCUGCCAAGCAGGGCGAGGUGCAGCGAGUUCUGCUCAUGCUCAUGGAGGGCAUAGACCCAGCCUACCAGGCUGAAUCCCAGAACAGACGCUGUGCUCUCCACGUUGCAGCCCAGAGAGGCCUGCUGGAGGUCUGCUACAUGCUGGUGCAGGCAGGCGCGAAACUGGACGUCCAAGACAAAUCCAUGAGGACCCCUCUCCUGGAGGCCAUCGUCAACAACCAUGUGGAAGUGACCAGGUACCUGGUCCAGAGUGGAGCCUGCGUCUAUCACACUGAGGAAGAUGGCUACACUGGUCUCCACCACGCAGCCAAACUGGGAAGUCUGGACAUUGUCACCCUUUUGUUGGAGACGGGACAGGUGGACAUCAACGCACAGGUGGGGAAGAGCGAGAGAGGAACACUCUUGGGCUCUAGACAGGGUGGCAACAACCAACAAGAUAGUGGAGGCUGGACUUCUAUCAUCUGGGCUGCAGAGCAUAAGCACAUCAAUGUCAUCAGAGCACUGCUUAACAGGGGAGCUGACGUCACCCUCAAGGACAAGGAGAUGAAUGUGUGUCUCCACUGGGCGUCCUUCGCAGGCUGUGUGGAGAUAGCAGAGAUGGUGCUGAAUGCUGGCUGCCAGCUGUCCUCUGUCAAUAUGCACGGGGACACUCCCCUACACAUUGCUUCAAGGGAGGGCUUCCUCGAGUGUGUCACGCUUUUCCUCUCUAGGGGGGCAGACAUUGACAUCAUGAACAGGGAGGGGGACACUCCUCUUUCUCUGGCGCGUUCCGAUUCGCCCGUCUGGGUGUCACUCCAGAUAAACCGGAAGCUGCGGAGAGGGAUAGCCAAUCGCAUGCUUCGUACAGAGAAGAUCAUCAGCAGUGACGUAGCCCAGGGGUAUGAGAACGUGCCUAUCCCCUGUGUGAACGCAGUAGAUGAUGAGGGAUGUCCCUCAGACUACAAGUACGUCUCCGAGAACUGUGAGACUUCAGCCAUGAACAUCGACCGCAACAUCACGCACUUACAGCACUGCAGCUGCACAGAUGACUGCUCCUCCAGCAACUGUCUGUGUGGACAGCUCAGUAUCCGCUGCUGGUACGACAAGGACCACCGGUUACUCCAGGAGUUCAAUAAGAUCGAACCGCCUCUCAUAUUUGAGUGUAACCUGGCGUGCUCCUGCUACCGCACCUGCAAGAACAGAGUGGUGCAGGCGGGGAUCAAGGUGCGUCUACAGUUGUACCGGACAGAGAAGAUGGGAUGGGGAGUACGGGCUCUACAGGACAUUCCCCAAGGCAGCUUCAUCUGCGAAUAUGUUGGAGAACUGAUCUCUGAUGCAGAGGCAGAUGUAAGAGAAGAUGACUCCUACCUCUUUGACCUGGACAAUAAGGAUGGGGAGGUGUACUGCAUCGAUGCCCGUUACUACGGUAACAUCAGCCGCUUCAUAAACCACCUGUGCGACCCUAACAUCAUCCCUGUGCGUGUAUUCAUGCUACACCAGGACCUGCGCUUCCCCCGCAUCGCUUUCUUCAGUUCCAGAGACAUCCUCACAGGACAGGAGCUAGGGUUUGAUUAUGGAGACCGCUUCUGGGACAUAAAGAGUAAAUACUUCACCUGCCAGUGUGGAUCAGAGAAAUGCAAACACUCAGCGGAGGCCAUCGCCUUGGAGCAGAACAGGCUCGCUCGACUGGAGGCCUGCCCAGAAUCGGAGACUGACCCUGGGCUUGCCAUGUUAGGAAACUCCUAGGCUUCCCUGGGGCCUGUUGCGUGUAUUUUUUUUACAGUCACUUCAUUUUGUACGAAUUUGUGCAUUUAUUGUUUCAGUGUGGUAGACAAAUCUUAACUCUCUUCGAUGUAUAGGGUAUAAGUGACUGGAAAAAAUGUGUCUUCUGUGUAAGACCCUUUCAUACAGUACAGUAUUGCCAUGAGAGAUCAAGUUAUGCUCACCACUUGCUGUGCCAAAUACAUACUGAAUAAUUCAUUUCACAGUACUCCACCAUGAUAGUCUACUGCUGUGAAGCAGUUGAAGUUACCAACAGCUGACUUGUGUAGUAAUGAAGUUAUGCAUAUGUCUUUGUUUUUUUUAAAACAAAGUCCCUUUUGUUUUAUGUUAUGUCAUUUAAUAAAUGUGAUUACAAAUCAACUAAUAGAUCUA
Oncorhynchus tshawytscha (Chinook salmon) is the source of this 4807-nucleotide messenger RNA. RefSeq names its product histone-lysine N-methyltransferase EHMT2. The record is from RefSeq and is a predicted model, not a curated record. Gene Ontology annotation, cellular component: nucleus. NCBI's taxonomy places the organism in Eukaryota, Metazoa, Chordata, Actinopteri, Salmoniformes, Salmonidae. Gene Ontology annotation, molecular function: zinc ion binding; protein-lysine N-methyltransferase activity; histone methyltransferase activity. Bases 587 to 4399 code for a protein of 1270 amino acids. The transcript has 28 exons.